Paramuricea clavata is the source of this 403-nucleotide messenger RNA. Lineage: Eukaryota; Metazoa; Cnidaria; Anthozoa; Malacalcyonacea; Plexauridae. The record is from the annotation of a GenBank genome assembly.
AUGGCUAAUUGCCUUCCAUCCAAUUGUUCUUUUCAUGAAAUCUUACAAACAGAAUGUGGAUCCAGUAGGGGCAUUGAUACACAUGUGCUGCUAUCUGAGUGCAAAGCUGAUAUUUCUGCUCAUUUAGUGAGUUGUCACUUGUCCCACUGCUUAAAUGUUACAGAGAGCGACUUGAUUCUGGCGAGAGCUGGGAUCAGAGGGUUAUCGUCAACUCAUCUCGCACCCAUGACUAUAUGCCCAAAGCACAGGCAUCUCUUAGGAAGAUUCUGGCGACCUCCGAAGUCUUGCCAAUACCCGAAUCAUUCUGGUAAAAAAACUAGCGUGGCUGGAAGGCACGUCAUAAACUGGCAAAUGGCUGAAGAAAUAUAUCUCUUAUUUGGUAUAUCUACAGCUGUCGGAUCAC